AUGAACCACAUGCGCGGCCUCGUCUCCACGGCACAGGCCUUGCGUCAGACCUUUAUCACUCCUCUUCGCACUCCCACAGUCUCCCUUGUGCAGUCAUACUCUCUCCGGAAUGGAUUCCAGCCACGUUACUUCCACCAGUGCCCCCGCCUCGCGCUGCCUGUCGUACGAACACCGAAUGCUCCGACACAGAUCAAGGACGAAGCUAUUGGCACUCGGCUUGUGCAGCUAGUCGACGAGGAGCAAAACCUCAUGCCUCCCCGCCGACUAGCCGAAGUUCUCGAUUCCUUUGACCGCAGCAAGUUUUUCCUGCUACAAGUCUCCCCUGCCGAAGACGAACGACCGCCUGUCUGCAAAAUCCUGAACAAGAUGGAGGCCAAGCAACAUGAGAAGGCCAAAGCCAAAUCUGCAAAGGCUGGAAAAGUACAAACAAAGCAGAUUGAGCUGAACUGGGCCAUUGACGCCCAUGACCUGUCGCACCGUUUGAAGCAGUUGACCAACUUCCUGGAGAAGGGUCGGAAAGUGGAGGUGAUCAUGAAGCGGAAGAAGGCCAAGCGCUCACCCACUGUGGAUGAAAUCAAGCAGGUCAUUCAGAGUGUACUGGAUACUACGAGGGAAGCUGGUGGUACCCAAGUCAAGGCAAUGGAGGGAGAGCCAGGCAAGCAGGUGAUGAUUACGGUCAAAAAGGAGACCUAA
This is a messenger RNA of Penicillium cataractarum, 693 nucleotides long. RefSeq names its product putative translation initiation factor IF3. NCBI's taxonomy places the organism in Eukaryota, Fungi, Ascomycota, Eurotiomycetes, Eurotiales, Aspergillaceae. Bases 1 to 693 code for a protein of 230 amino acids. The transcript has a single exon. Gene Ontology annotation, cellular component: mitochondrion. Gene Ontology annotation, biological process: mitochondrial translational initiation; ribosome disassembly. Gene Ontology annotation, molecular function: ribosome binding; translation initiation factor activity. The record is from RefSeq and is a predicted model, not a curated record.